This is a messenger RNA of Trichoderma reesei QM6a, 921 nucleotides long. RefSeq lists its product as uncharacterized. The transcript has a single exon. Bases 1 to 921 code for a protein of 306 amino acids. Lineage: Eukaryota; Fungi; Ascomycota; Sordariomycetes; Hypocreales; Hypocreaceae. The record is from RefSeq and is a predicted model, not a curated record.
AUGGCCACCACCACUCAAACACAAGUCCUCUUCUACAACCAAAAGUCCUCCCGGGCAUCAUCAUCAUUAACAACAAGUCCCUCUCUACCCCCCUAUGAAGCCGGCAGCUAUGAACUCAGAGCCCUCUCGACGACAUCUUCUCGCUCCAGCUCUUCGCCUCCCACCUACGACACUACCUACCACCAUCUCGACGCCUACGGCUCACCUUCUCAACCAUCCUUCCACUGCACAAAAGCCUUCCAGAUCGAAUCCCAAGGCCACCCCCUCAUCGCCCUCCCCAUACCCCCUCGACCCGUCUCCAUCCCGAUAUACAACGUAGACCUCGCCUCCGGCCAAGUCACACACCUCGCAUACGAAUCCAUCCGCCUCCUCCGCUGUUCCGGCAACAGCAUCCUUGUUCGCGCAGGCGAUUCCGAGGAGAAUCCCGUCUGCACAACUACGUACCGCUGGGGCCCCGGCCGUCCGCCCAGAAUGCAACUCACAGGCGCCCUUUCCCACGACGAGGAAUUUGAAGUCGUGAACAAAGGGCUCACUACCAGGGCGCAAGUCUUUCGCACGCAUCUUGGAACGUUUUCGUGGCGCUAUGCGGGGAAGAGCGAGAGGAAGGCCGCGGGGGCGAAUAGCUUGCUGGUGCUGGAUAGGAUUGUCAUGGUUGCGCUGGAGGGAGGGGGUCAGGAGGAGAGGAGGAUCCCUGUGGCGCGGUUUGUGCGGAAUGAAGAGGUGAGGACGAAGGGGACGAAGGCGACGACGGCGGGCAACGGGGGCAGGUUGAUGGUGGAUCUGAGGGAGUGGGAGGGGACGAAGGGGGAGGGGGAGCAGAUGGAGGUUUUGGUGGUGGCGAGUUGUCUUGUUAUGUUGAAGAAGGAGGUUGAUCGGAGGAGGAUGCAGCAGGCCAUUGCUACGGCGUCGCUUGUUGCUUGA